Poecilia reticulata (guppy) is the source of this 4514-nucleotide messenger RNA. Lineage: Eukaryota; Metazoa; Chordata; Actinopteri; Cyprinodontiformes; Poeciliidae. The record is from RefSeq and is a predicted model, not a curated record.
GCUCCUGACCCACUGAGGGACAAGGUGUUAGAAAAUGGAUGGAUAAUUCAGCCUGUAAGUUGAUGUGAAGUUCGCUCACGUUUCUAUGACAUCACUGUGAGGAGUGAUGUCAUCACUGCGAGGAGUGAUGUCAUCACUGCGAGGAGUCACUUCUACUCGACUUUUAUCCUUUUAUAGUCCACCUGUAUGAAGUCUAUCAGCCCCUAAUAUGUAUUUACAUAAUGACGCCCCUCAUGUAUCCAUGCAGAACCACGAACACCUGGAUUAUUCUGCUCCAAUGGCUACUUAGAUCCCUGUUUGGGAUUUGUGACACUUUUAUCUGAUUUGUGACACUUUUAUCUGAUUUGUGACACUUUUAUCUGAUUUGUGACACUUUUAUCUGAUUUGUGAAACCUCAGUAAAGUUCAGAUCACUAUUCACACUUGUUCCAUGCAGUUUUUGUUCUUUCACUUCAAACUCAGUUCUAAUUCUAAACCACUUUUUUAAUCCCAAAGGGAAACUGAAUGUUGGUGUAACUCAUUAAUGGCUGCUGGAAGGAAAGAGGUGAAUGAAUUGGGUGGAAUCGCCCUUUAGCCAUUUCCCGAAUCGGAAGCUGGAAUCGGAAACCAACUGCAGCUUCGUCCAUACAAUCAAGACAAUUUAUUUCUUCUUUUGUUACUUCUUUGUUGAAAGAUGUUGAAAACACCAAAGUCAAGCAGCCCAGUUCCUGUAAAAACGUGUGUUUACUGUUCCUGCGGCUGGAGACGGUCAGGCCUCGGGCUGAAUAACUGAUCUGUGGACAUUUCUAACUUCCUUCUGUUGGCCUGAUUGCCUCACGGCGUCGUUCUGCUGUCAUAACAGGAAGUCAGCGCUUCAACAUCCUGCUGACCUCAGAGGUCCUGUUUGCUCCAGGUUCCUGGAUGAACUCCGCACACUGAACGCCACCGGCCGCUUUGGGGAACCGCGGCUCCUCGAGGAGACGCCUGAGUCGGUGCAGCGUCCAGGAUGACGCCUGAGGACUUGCUGAACAUUCUGGAGGACUUGGGAGACGACGAGUUCAUUAAGUUCAAGUGGCUCCUGCAGCAGAGCAGCCAUCUUUCCCCAGCCAUGAGAAAGAGCCGCCUGCAGGCAGCGACCAGGCAGGACGCAGUGGACCUGCUGGUCCAGAGCGCCGGCCAUUCUGGACCUGCAGCCCUCAUCAGCCAGGUGUUACUGAAGAUUAACAGGAAAGACCUGCAGCAGGCGCUGUGUGGCCCAGGAGGGAACGGUCACGAUGCUGGGGGAACGCUGCACCACACAGGACGCUCGGGUCCUCCGCCUCUGGCUCAAAGCAAAGCUCCUGGGUUCAUCGAUGUGGUGGUUGGGGCUCCUGAGCCGCAUCCCAUCGCUUUCUACCAGCAGAUGCUUCAGUCGAACUUCCAGGACAAGUUCAUGUGUGCAGAGGAGGGCUGGGCAGAGGACAAGCAGCGUCUGGUUGACGUCUACACGGAGGUCUACGUGGCUGCCGGGCGGGACGUCCACAUCAACACGCAGCACGAGGUCAGGCAGAUCGAGAAUGUGUUGAAGCCAGCCGGGGAAACGGCAGUGAAACCCAGAGACAUGUUCAGUCACCCUUCAGGAGAGUACCAGCCCAUAAAAACGGUUCUGACCAAUGGGAUAGCAGGGAUUGGGAAAACUUUCCUUGUGCAGAAGUUUGUGCUGGACUGGGCUGAACGCCGAUCCAAUCAAGACGUGGAUCUGAUUUUCCCCUUCACCUUCCGCCAGCUGAAUCCACUGAGAGCAGAAAGACUCAGUUUAGCUCAGCUCAUCCACGAAUGCAUCCCAGAAACUGUAGACAUCAGAGAGGAGGCUCUGAAUUACAUCUUUAAAGCGCUGCAGUCUUCUGGAAACAGCAACUUUGACAAAAGUAGAUUUAAACUUCUGUUUGUGUUUGACGGACUGGACGAGAGCCGGCUUCACCUGGAUCUUCACGUCGACGACGUCCGAUCUGUCGACCCGACAAAGACGAACACGGCCGACGUUCUGCUGAGGAACCUCAUCAGCGGGAAACUGCUACGCUCUGCUCGGAUCUGGAUAACAUCGCGGCCGGCGGCAGCCAAUCAGAUCCCUGGGCGGUUCGUCAGCAGCGUGAACGAGGUCAGAGGGUUCACCGACCUCCAGAAGGAGACGUACUUCAGGAAAAGAUUCAGAGGAGAAGAGCAGGCCGAGCAGAUCGUCGCCCACAUCCAGGCGUCCCGGAGCCUCCACAUCAUGUGCCACAUCCCCGUCUUCUGCUGGAUCGCAGCUACGGUCCUGGAGGACGUGUUGAAGACCCGAGGAACCGCAGAGCUACCCAACAGCCUGACGGACAUGUACACAGAGUUCCUGGUGUUCCAGAUCCACCACACUAAACAGAAAUACGGCUCCCAGACGUCUCUUCACUACAUCAGAUCUUUGGCUAAACUAGCUUACCAGCAGCUGGAGAAGGGCAACCUGAUCUUCUACAAGAAGGAUCUGAUAGAGAGCAAUGUGGACUUCAAAGAAGCCUCAGUUUGCUCCGGCGUGUUCACAGAGAUCUUCAAGGAGGUGCGUGGCAGGAAGGGCAAAGACCAGAUGUUUAGCUUCGUCCAUCUGAGCGUUCAGGAGUUUCUGGCUGCUCUUUAUGUCAGGAUGUCUCCUAGCAACAGCAGCAAAAUAUCAUUUUUCACGCAACGAUCAAUGAAAAACCUCCAACUCAUAUUAAACCAAACAUCUUCAAAGAAGAUCCACAGGAUUUACAUCAACAAGGCCUUGCAGUCUCCAAACGGUCACCUGGACUUGUUCCUCCGCUUCUUCCUGGGUCUUUCUCUGAGCAGCAACCAGGAUAAACUGAAGGAGCUGCUGAACCUGACAGUCUGCAGCUUGGAAACCAAACAGAAAACUGUUCAGUACAUCAAGAAGAAGAUCACUGAGAAUGUGUCUGUAGAGAAAAGCCUCAACCUGUUCCACUGCCUGAACGAGCUGAACGACCGUUCUCUGGUGGAGGACAUCCAGCGCUACCUGAGCUCAGGACGUCUCUCUGCAGACCAGCUGUCUCCAGCUCAGUGGUCCGCUCUGGUCUUUAUCCUGCUGUCCACUGAAGACCUGGACGUGUUUGAGUUGCAGAAGUACUCGACGUCAGAGGAGGGUUUUCUGAAGCUGCUGCCGGUGGUCAAAGCUUCCAGCAGAGCUCUGCUGAGUGAAUGUAAUCUGACAGAGAGAAGCUGUGAGGCUCUCGGCUUGUUGCUCAUUUCUGAGUCGUCUGGUCUCAAAGAUUUGGACCUGAGCAAAAAUAACCUGCAGGAUUCAGGAGUGAAGCUGCUGCUGGCUGGGAUGCAGAGCCCUUUGUGUAAAGUCCAGGUGCUCCGGUUGUCCUGGACAGGCAUCACAGGGAAAAGCUGCCAGGAGUUUUCAUCGGCCGUCGGCUCAACGUUCUGCUGUCUGACGGUUCUGGACCUGAGCAGCAACGAGCUGCAGGACUCAGGAGUGAAGCUGCUCUGUGCGGCGCUGCUGCUUCCGCACUGCACUCUGGAAACCCUCAGGUUAAGUCAGGCGUCUCUCACAGAAGCAUGCUGUGAGGACAUCUCAGCGGUUUUCUGCUCCCAGUCCUCCAGACUCAGACAAGUGGACCUGAACAACAACGACCUCGGAGACGUGGGGAUGAAAUGUCUCUCUGCUGGUCUUCAGAGCUGCCACUGCUCUGUAGAAACCCUCAGGUUGUCGGGCUGCAUGAUCUCUGAGGAUGGCUGUGCGUUCCUGGAGUCGGUGCUGAGGUCCAACCCGUCGGGUCUCAGAGAGCUGGACUUGAGCUACAAUCACCCAGGAGACGCAGGAGAACGUCUGCUGUCUGCUCGGCUGGAGGAUCCGCUCUGCAAGCUGCAAACGCUGCGGCUGGAUGGCGGCGGAGAGCGGCGCCUGCAGCCCGGCCUGCAGAAAUAUUUCUGUGAGCUGCUUCUGGACCGGAACACGGCUCACAGGCGGCUGCAGCUGUCCGCCGGCGGCCGGCAGGUGGCGCGGGUGAGCCAGCAGCAGCCGUACCCGGAUCACCCGCAGCGGUUCCACUUCUGCCAGCUGCUGUGCGGCGCGGCGCUGGCGGGCCGCUGCUACUGGGAGGCGGAGUGGCGGGGCGCGGUGCACAUCGCGGUGAGCUACGGGGGGAUCCCGCGGAGGGGAACCAGAGACCAGUGCCUGUUCGGGAGGAACCACCAGUCCUGGAGCCUCUGCUGCUCGGCGGCCGGCUACUCGGUGAGCCACCGGCGGCGGGACGCCGUCCUGUCCGCCUCCUGCGCCUCCAACAGGGUGGCGGUGUACGUGGACGUUCCCGCCGGCGUCCUGUCCUUCUACUGCGUCUCCUCCGACUCCCUGCUCCACCUCCACACCUUCAGCACCACCUUCACCGAGCCGCUCUACGCCGGGUUCGGGUUCUGGUUGGGCGGCUGCAGGACCUCCAGCCUCCAGUUAUUAUGAAAUAAUGAUGCAGAUGUUUUAGUACAUGAGUGGAUCAGUUUAUGGAAAAUAAAAGUCCUGGCAGAAAAUAA